This is a messenger RNA of Lacerta agilis (Sand lizard), 1845 nucleotides long. RefSeq names its product tripartite motif-containing protein 10-like. The coding region runs from base 4 to 1809 and encodes 601 amino acids. The transcript is spliced from 9 exons. Gene Ontology annotation, molecular function: protein binding. The record is from RefSeq and is a predicted model, not a curated record. NCBI's taxonomy places the organism in Eukaryota, Metazoa, Chordata, Lepidosauria, Squamata, Lacertidae.
AUCAUGGCUGCUGCACGCUGUCUCCGUGAGUUCUCUGAUCAGACUUGUUCCAUCUGCAAGCAAUGCUUCGACAAUCCAGUGACUAUUGACUGCGGGCACAAUUUCUGCGAAGCCUGCCUCCCCUUGCUGCCUCAUUGGGGGGAGCCCAACAGAGACCCGUCCUGCCUGCUGUGUAGCGAAACCGUCCAUCAAAGGAACUUCAAGCCCAACCAGCAACUGGCCAACCUUGCACAGCUUGUCAGGAAACUUCAGGAGGGGGCGAAAAGAGAUGCAGAAAGGAGGGAAGUGAGCAAGAGUCACCAAGAUCCCCCUUGGCUCUUCUGCAAGGAGGAUCAAGCCCCCAUCCACACAGGGUCCGAAUGCAACAAGGAGGAAAACACCCACGAUGUGGUUCCUGUAGAAGUGGCCCCUCAAGGAUCCAAGGUGACCCAAGCUGCAUCUCCUAACAUCAAUGCCACAAAGACCCCAGUUCUGGGCUCACCAACCACAAAUGACGAGCAGGAAACCAUGUGCUCUAUCUGCAAAGAAUAUCUGAUAGACCCGGUGACCCUGGAUUGCGGCCACAACUUCUGCCGGGGGUGCAUCACCAACUAUUGUAAGAUAUGGGAAAUCCAGGAUGGGGGACCAUUGGAGUGUCCUCUUUGCAAAUUCCAGAUCCAGAAGUGGAAUUUUCGACCCAAUUUGCAGCUGGCAGAAACAGUAGAAAACCUCAAACUCCUUCCACUAAAGUUAUACAAGGAAAGAAUCCAGACCCAGCUGAAGUCUUGGGAGAAAGAAAAGCAAAUCCUUGUCGAUCGGAAACAGUCCGAAGAAGAGGAAAAGCAGAAGUGUCUGAAACAGUUAAAUGCAGAAAAGGGGAAAAUAAAAGACACCUUUGAGCAGAUGCAAAAUUCUCUGAAGCUAAAAGAGAGCUCCUUGCUGGCCUGCCUGAGAAAUCUGGAAAAGGAGAUUAAGAAGAAGGUGGCAGAAAAUGGCAACAGACUCACGGAGGACAUUUCCCACCUCACUAACUUGAUCGCUGAGGUGCAGGAGAAGUGUGAGCAGCCCCCACUGCUAUUCCUUCAGGACAUUGAAAGUACCUUGCUCAGGUACGAGGAGAAACGAGCAGAACAUUCAGCAGACCUUUACACCUGGUUGGAGGAGAGACUCAAGAUCUGUUCUCAGAAAAAUUCUGCGCUAGUAAACGAUAUGGUGAAAUGUGCAGAUUCUAUGGAGGAAGUAUUGAAGAAAGCGCCUCUGGAGGAAACACUGGAGAAAGUGAGCGUGACUCUGGAUCCACAAACCGCACACCCUCUGCUCACGCUGUCUGCCGACCUGAAGAGCGUGAAGGUUGGGGAGGUGCCUGAUGACGAGGACAUGGACGGAUUGCACUGCAUACCCUACGUGCUGGGCCGUGAGAAGUUCACAUCAGGGAGACAUUGGUGGGAGGUGGAGCUGGGUUUAAAUGCAGAAGACGAGGAAUACAUGGAUCAGGAGUGCUUGUGGAUCGUAGGGGCUGCACAAGAGUCCUUCCAGAGAAAUAGAGGUUUUGACCUGAGCCCUAAAGCUAGGAUCUGGGCUGUGGGGGUGAGCCCCUUUUCCAAAAAGCUCACUGCUUUCACUUCCUGCGGGCCAACCCAUUUGUGCUUGGCACAUGAGGUGAGGAGGAUCCGAGUAUCCCUGGAUUACAAAGCAUGCCAGGUGGAGUUUUUUGAUGCCGAUACAAAUGCCUCGGUUUUCACUUUUUCUGCAGCUUCAUUCACUGGGGAGGUCAUUCGUCCCUUUUUUUGUCUGGGGGGAGAAGGACUUGAAUUGAAGUGUGGAAACUGAGUAGAAUAUUCACCAGCCCUGGUCUUACCCCUAAAA